AUGUCUGUGGUUCUCACUGAAGCCUGGAGCCUUUGUCAUUACGCAGGGGAAGCAGCCUACAUUACAGGGAUAGCAUUAUGUGGAGUUUCUUUGCUGACGAUGACGGCAAUAAGCGUGGACAGACUUCUCGCCCUGUUGUUGGGUCUGAGAUACAAAGACAUUGUAACUUUGAAACGCAUCUAUAUCAUCGUGGCUACCGUUUGGGUUUUAUGUUCUGUCGGCUCUUUAAGCACCAUUCUUGAUCAGCGUAUAACCUCUUUUUAUGGCGCGGGCUGGACACUGAUACCACUUUCACUGCUUAUUUCACUCGCCUCGUACACAAAGAUUUUUCGCACUCUCAGACAUCUUCAGGCACAAGUACAAGAUCAUAUUCAACAAAAGCCGAGCCAACCAAAUGCACAGAACAUGGCGCGAUACAGAGAGGCAGUGCACAGUGCACUGUAAGUACAGUUAGCGUUAGUUGUUUGCUAUGAUCAUCCUAUAUGGUGGGAAUUGUAGUCUCUUAUAGUACAACAUAUUCAUCACACUUAGUCAUUACAAGGGGAAUGGCAACUAUCCUUGUUUACUUUAACUUGAAAUUAAACCCGUUUCUUUACUGCUGGAAAAUUAGUGAGGUGAGACAAGGAAUGAAGCUGACAAUCAGACAAGCACUUUGCUGUCCAUGGAGUUAGACCAUCCUCGAGUUAAACUGGAUCGUAUAAGUACUUUCAGUGCAAAGAUGACCGAUAGAGAACGCUUGUCACGCUUUUUUUUUUUUUGUCAUCAGAAAAAUAUCCAUAAUGUCUAUGAAUGUUUGAAAAUGUAAUUGAUAAUGAUAUAAUAAAACAAACAUUGUGUAAGUGGGUGUAUAGAUUUAAAUAAACACUUUCCUUUUCCUGAUGAAUUCUUUUCAAAACCUCUAAUUUUCCGAGAUUAAACGUAAGACACCAUCUUCUCCGCCCAUCUAAAGAUAAAUUUCUACCAGAGAAGACGAAGUUUAAUAUAAUUGCGAAAUACUAAUGGUAUCAAAGAUGUCUGUCUGUACGUUUGACUCUUAAAGCUCAUUUGUACUAUUUUGGUCACUUUUCCUUAUGAACUUCCAUAGGGAGCUAAUCAAGUGUCCACAUCAUCUGAGUGAAAUUAGGACUUCAAUCAUUAUCAGCCUCGACAAACUGAAAUUACGAAGAUCAAGCUGGCAACUUUGAAUGAUCGAAGAAAAAAUUGGAUUCGUGCCAUCUCCUUAUGCAUCAACUAUCAAAAUGUAAAUUAAUUCAAAUGUUAAAAAGAAGCUUAAAUCUGAGGGAUUGUUUAUCACAUUUUGAUUUUAAAAAAUGAUAUUGCAGAUAUCUCUAUUUUUACUUUUAUUGCUAUUUUAUCCGUGAGCCACCCACAGGUUCCAACGGUCGAUCAGCUAGAAAGGGAUAGUUUUCGCCUUGCGAAAAAAAUGAUGUCACAGAUGUCUCUCUAUUUGCUUCUUACUGCUAUUUCAUAGAAGAGGCUCGUCACAGGUUCCAGAAAAAAGAAAUCAAAUCCUAGGCACAACAGACAAUUUGCUUACGCACUUUGAAUGAGCAAACGCUGAUGAGGAAGUCUUUAUGUGUUUAUUGAAGGAAAUUUCGGUCAUCGUCGCACGGUGUAUGUUGUUUAGACGAAACAUUUCUCGUUGCCAGUUGCCUCAGUACAAGGAAAAGGAAACGAAUACAGAAAAAUGUCGACAACAAAGUUCACUAGCGGGGGAACGCAGAGCAAAACAUUUGAAGAACUGCUAUGAACCCCAUCUUUUGCUGGUGGAUUACAUCAACGAUUUACUUUUUUCUCAGCAGUGUACAUUCUCUUCUCCAUUACAGCAUUCCUUACAAAUUCUCUCAUCCUUGUUGCCCUUCACAAGGUAUCUUCCCUCCACCCGCCGUACAAACUCCAUUACCAUUCUCUGGCAACAACUGAGCUGUUGGUUGGUCUUGUUGCCCAGCCUCACUAUGCUGCCUAUUGGAUGUCCUCGGUUCAGGAACACUGAAGCCUUUGUCGUUACGCAUUUGACGCAGCCUACAUUACGGGCUCUGCAUUGUUUUUAGCGUCUUUGAUGACGAUGACGGCCAUAAGCGUGCACAGACUUCUCGCCAUGUUGUUGGGGCUGAGGUAUAAACAAAUUGUAACUUUGAAGCGCACAUAUAUCAUUGUAGCUACCAUCUGGGUUUUAUCUCUAGUCUCUUCUUGAUGCACUCCUCUUGAGCAUCGUAUAACUCUACCACUUUGCCUGGUUAUUUCACUCGCAUCAUAUACAAAGAUUUUUCGUACUCUCAGAUAUCAUCAGGCUCAGGCAGAAGAUCCUGUUCAACAACAGCCUAAAUGUACUGAACAUAGCUCAAUACAGAAAAGCAGUGUGUAAUGCACUGUGGGUGAAGUUAACAUUAGUUGUUUGUUUUGCACCAUUCUUUAUCGUGGUAACCGUGAUUGCACAUAGUAAAACACAUUCAUCGCACUUGGUCAUCCUAAGGGGAAUAACCGUUGUCUUGGUUUACUUUAACUCGACGUUAAACCCGUUUCUUUACUGCUGGAAGAUAAGUUAA
Messenger RNA from Pocillopora meandrina, 2546 nucleotides. The record is from the annotation of a GenBank genome assembly. Lineage: Eukaryota; Metazoa; Cnidaria; Anthozoa; Scleractinia; Pocilloporidae.